GAACCGCCACCGCGUACGCCGAGCUGCGCCUGAAGCCCAGACCCAACGGGAGCAGCAGAUCAGAGACUUCCGCUUCUGAAAGUGGCAUACACAAAGGCAGUGUCAAUUUUAUGGCGCUGGUCCUGGGGUUCCUCCUGCUCGUCCUGCUGGGUGCCAUCGCCGUGCUGGCCAGGCAACGAACGACCUGCCAGUUGUGUCCUCCCGGGUGGCAGCUACACAGGGGAAGGUGUUACUACUUCUCCGAGGAGGCCGUAAGCUGGGACGACAGCCAGAGAAACUGUCUGGCUAGGAAAUCCCAGCUUCUCGUCAUUGAGGAUGAAAUCGAGAUGGAAUUCAUAGACAAUAAAGAGAAAGAUACCAAAUAUAUCUGGAUUGGGUUGAAGAUUCAAGACAUGGAGAAACAAUGGAGUUCAGCUGAAGGUCCCGGAGCAAAUGAAAACAGGUGA
Molecule: messenger RNA, 446 nt
Organism: Tauraco erythrolophus (red-crested turaco)
Lineage: Eukaryota; Metazoa; Chordata; Aves; Musophagiformes; Musophagidae
Source: RefSeq, a predicted model, not a curated record